Euleptes europaea (tarantolino) is the source of this 898-nucleotide messenger RNA. It is a transcript of the gene RPUSD1, whose product is annotated as RNA pseudouridine synthase domain containing 1. The coding region runs from base 2 to 898 and encodes 298 amino acids. Gene Ontology annotation, biological process: pseudouridine synthesis. The transcript is spliced from 5 exons. NCBI's taxonomy places the organism in Eukaryota, Metazoa, Chordata, Lepidosauria, Squamata, Sphaerodactylidae. Gene Ontology annotation, molecular function: RNA binding; pseudouridine synthase activity. The record is from RefSeq and is a predicted model, not a curated record.
UAUGGAGCCAGUCAGCCUCGACAACCUGUCCAUCCUAUACCAGAGCUCGGACUUCAUCGUGGUCAACAAGCACUGGGACGUCCGCAUCGACAGCAAGAUGUGGUACGAGAAGCUCACCCUGCAGAGCCAGCUCAGGUACCGAUUCCCGGAACUGGCUGACCCGGACACCUACUAUGGCUUCCGGUUCUGCCACCAGCUGGACUUCUCCACCAGCGGGGCCCUCUGCGUGGCUCUCAACAAAGCCGCCGCUGGCAGCGCCUACAAGUGUUUCAAGGAACGGAUGGUGACCAAGGCCUACCUUGCCCUGGUGAGGGGCCACGCUCAAGAACCGAGGAUGUCGAUCCGCUAUGCCAUUGGGAAGAAUACGACGGAGGGACUCACACACAUGAUGUGUAUUGAAGGGACAGAGGGUUGUGAAAACCCCAAGCCUUGCCAGUCUGAGCUGAUCGUGCUGGAGCACGGGCUGUACAGCGGAGACCCUGUGACCAAAGUGAUUCUGCAGCCCCUUACUGGAAGGACGCACCAGCUCCGUGUCCACUGCAGCGCCGUCGGGCACCCGAUUGUCGGUGACUUCACUUACAGCCAUAAGCAGGACGGGGGCCCUUACCGGAUGAUGCUGCACGCCUAUUACUUGCGGAUCCCCACCGACAAGGAGCUCAUCGAGGUGAGUGCCCCGGACCCGUUCAUCCCCACCCUGGACAGCCACUGGGUCCCGCAGCGGGCGAUGCGUCAGCUGGACGAGGUGAUCCAGGAGCUGAAAGAGUCGAGCGUCCGCACGGCGGAGGAAGAAAGGCAGGGCGGCUUGUGGGAAAAGCCAGGCCCCGAGAUCCCGCGCUUGGAAACGGAAGAGCCGCAUGCCGCGUGUGAGCAGUGGUUGGCGGAGUGGGCCUUGGAGUGA